Notolabrus celidotus (New Zealand spotty) is the source of this 4896-nucleotide messenger RNA. RefSeq names its product zinc finger and BTB domain containing 16b (gene zbtb16b). The record is from RefSeq and is a predicted model, not a curated record. The transcript is spliced from 7 exons. Gene Ontology annotation, molecular function: protein binding. Lineage: Eukaryota; Metazoa; Chordata; Actinopteri; Labriformes; Labridae. Bases 632 to 2560 code for a protein of 642 amino acids. Gene Ontology annotation, biological process: negative regulation of transcription by RNA polymerase II; regulation of cytokine production; regulation of immune system process.
CCUCAUAAUUAGACAUUUAUUUUCUAUCUUUUAAGUCAAAGUUUGAAUCCAUGUAAAACAAAUGCAAAUGAAGAAUUUAGGACAAGAAGUGCAUUAUUGGCAUUGCACAGACUUCCACCAAAAGUCCAGUCUUCAAAUUGAAAGCACCAAGUGUGUGCAUUUCCAACACUGUAAAAGUUGUGUCAAAGUCUGUUACAUUACUUUAUUCUUUGGUUGCAGGUGAAAUGUUUAUUAACUAAUCAUUUCAUCUCCAUUAGUUAAAUAAUCAGCUAAUUUCAUGAGCUGUGACUCUCCACAGAUAUAAUCACAGCCCAUCCCCUCCUUUAGAGAAUUUCAACACGUGGCUCUGAAUCCCAAAAAACAGAUUUUAUUUUGAAAGUUCUUUCCGGAAGUGUUGUUUUUCCCCCGCUGGUUUGACUGUCGCGGCUAGGUGAUGGUUUGCUUACUUGGAGCAGGACUGAGUUUGGAGCGGGUACUGUGAAAUGUGUAACCAUGAUGUUGCCUGGAUAAUCAGCGGAGGACGUUAGGAGACAGAGACCUACAACCAGCUGAAGGCAGGUGCAGCAGGCAGGACAGCCACACCUCAUGCGCGGGCUCAGCAAAGGUCCGAGUGGAUACGGGUCUGACAAACAUGGGUGUCCUCCAGCUCCACAACCCCACUCAUCCCAGCACGCUCCUGCAGCGAGCCAACCAGAUGCGUCUAACCGGCACCUUAUGUGAUGUCAUUAUCACGGUGGAUGGCCAGGAGUUCCCAGCACACCGCACGGUUCUGGCCUGCACCAGCAAAAUGUUUGAGAUCUUGUUCCACCGCAGCAGCCUGCGUUACGCCCUGGACUUUCUGUCCCCAAAGACUUUCCAGCAGAUCCUGGAGUACGCCUACACCGCCUCGCUCCAGGCCACAGCGGAGGACCUGGAUGAUCUGCUAUAUGCAGCAGAGAUCCUGGAGAUCGAGUACCUGGAGGAGCAGUGCCUCAAGGUGCUUGAAACCAUCCAGGCAGAGGAGAGCGAGGAGGUGGCGGUGAGGAAUCACAGCACUGGAGAGCCCGGUGACCACAGCCGAGCCAGGCACUGGAGGCACAUGUUGAUGUCCAAGAAGCAUUCCAUUCAGGAUGGACCCACCCGGACCACUCCUACUGCUCUGCACCACCUGGCGCUGUACCACAUGACAGAGAGGAGCUCUCCUGGUCCAGAGCCCGAGGCGGCAACUGAAUCAAGCCCCAAGCUGGACACUGAGGUGGACAUGGAGAGUUCCCAGAAGCCUCAACACAGCAGCACAGAGUCCCGUUCUGCAUCUCUGGAUCCAAACAGAAAUAUAAAAUCCGAGAGCAUGCAGGUGGAUGAAGCCAACGGCUGUGAGGGCAGGUCUUCCAGCACCGGGGAGGGUAGCUGCAUGUCAGAUCAGCCCAGAGACGAGGGCCCGGGGACGCCUCUGAGGGGCAGCGUGAUCACCAGUGCCCGAGAGCUGCACACAAGCCCUGAGGAUGGAAGACAAGCUGUAGGGAACUCUCUGGACUGUUUCCCCGGGAUAGCUGAGAAACAUCUGGCCUCCAUUUACUCUGUGCCCUCCAAUCACACAGGGGAGGGGAUGCUGCCAGUGUCCGUAUCAGUGGCCCCGUCCUUGGGUGUGCCGCUGGACCCGAGGGCCUACAGCGGCCUGCUGCACCAGGGCUUGCUGCACAGGGAGCUUCUGAACAGACUGGGCCAGUUUGCAGCAGGGAUGAGACACGAGGGCCAGACUCCGAGCCAGCAGUACUGUGGAGAGUGUGGGCUUCAGCUGCACAGCAGGCAGGCCAUGGAGCAGCACAGGAGGCUGCAUAACGAGGAGAAGGGCCACGGCUGCGAGUACUGUGGCAAACACUUCCAGGACAGCAUGCGGCUGAGGAUGCACAUGUUGUCUCACACAGCUCCUGCAGAGGCGCUGGUGUGUGAUCAGUGUGGAGCAACGUUCUCCUCUGAGGAUGCUCUGGAAGCCCACAGGCAAACACACACAGGGACUGACAUGGCGGUGUUCUGUCUGCUGUGUGCAAAGCGCUUCCAGACCCAGAAGGCCCUGCAGCAGCACAUGGAGGUCCAUGCAGGCAUGCACAGCUACAUCUGUAGCCACUGUGAGCGCCCCUUCCCCAGCCACACCACCCUCAAAAGACACUUGCGCUCGCACACAGGCGAUCACCCGUUUGAGUGUGAAUUCUGCGGGAGCUGUUUCAGAGACGACGGCACACUGAGAGGCCAUAAACGCAUCCACACAGGAGAGAAGCCUUACGAGUGCAACGGCUGCGGGAAGAGGUUCAGCCUCAAACACCAGCUAGAAACACACUACCGUGUACAUACAGGUGAGAAGCCAUUCGAGUGUAAGCUGUGUCACCAACGGUCCAGAGACUACUCGGCCAUGAUCAAGCACCUGCGCACUCACAACGGAGCGUCUCCGUACCAGUGCACCAUCUGCCAGGACUUCUGCCCGAGCCUGGCCGCCAUGCAGAAGCACAUGAAGGGCCACAAACCCGAGGACGUGCCGGCAGACUGGAGGAUAGAAAAAACUUACCUGUACGUCUGUUAUGUCUGAGCGGGACUUGGACUUGUGCACCGUCUGACACACAUACUCACUGCCGGUGAAAACCUCGUAACUCCAGUGUUGCUGAUUUUUCAUUCUGGGAGGUUACAAAUGUUAAUCUGUGGGUAAAAAGAUUAUUCAGACUGUUUCUGGAUUCAAUGAAAAAUGUAUUGUUUGUUGUUGUUGAAGUUUUCAUUUUAGGAGAUACAAGGUUUUUACCUGACAGCGGAGACAUGCAAGUAAGAAAAAAAAAGUUUGUGUUGACACUAGGGCUUCAACAAAUGAGCAGUUUGAUUAUCAGUUAGAUUAUUUUUACUACUGAGUGAUGAAUCUUCAGUCUGAAAAUGUCAGAAAACAGGCACAUUUUAGUGUCAAGGUGUAAAUUUCAAAUAACUAUUUUUGUCCAACCAACAGUCUAGCCAAAAGAGAUUCAGCUUACAAUGACAUAAACAAAGAAAAGCAGCAAACUCUCACAUGAUGAGAAGCAGCAAACUCAAAAAUAUGUCUAACAUGAUUGAUCAACAAUAGUUCCCUAACACCUUGUUUGUUUUUUUUCAGCCCUGGUGUGCACAAACACACCUUCUCCCUUCCUCACACACAGUUUCGUGAAAACUGUAACUCUAAUGGUUCCACUGUGGUUAGAUUUAAAGCCGCUGAGGCUGCGACUGCUGACCUGUAUGUGUAGCAGCAGCUCUUUGAUUGGUUGAUUGAUUGAUUGAUUGCUAAAGCAGACAACAUGGGUCAUCUUUUAUGAUUGUGCAGUAGAUGUUGAAAAUAAUUCCAUGAAGGCUUGACUGGCUGAACUUUACAACACUUUGCUCUCCUAAACUCUCGUGACUUCUCCUUUUUUUUCCCCGCUGUUGGAUUUUUAUUUUGAAGUUGUUUACUUCCUGCAUGUUUUACUUGAAUGGCUGCCACGUUUUGACCUCAUAAGCUUGAUCUCUUUAAUUGCCUUGUCUUUUCUUGCAGUGGGUGACAUUAUUUGAAGGUAGCUGGCUUACAAUUUGAGUUUCUCCUGCAAUGUAAGAGGUUUUGCUAUUUAUAUGUUAUUUGUUACCAAAUAUGUGCUGGUUUUCAUCACACAGUCAGCGUCUCUCGGGAUGAUUUCUAGUAGAGCGAGCUCUACCUCUUCACUUUUCACCGUUUGUUUUAACCUACUGCAAAUUACUCAUCCAUCUGUCCUCUUAUUUUUCCGACAGAUAAAUCAUGAAUUCAAUGGUCAAACAGUGUGUAAAAAAAAGCUAAUAGCCUCGACAUGGCUUUUAUGUGUAGUUUUGUAUCAUUAACUAUAUAUAGAUGUCUUCUAAAAUCACAAAAUCAGAAUUUUCUAGGAGAAAAUUGCAGAAAAAAAGAUCUUUUUUUACAAAAGCUGAAAAGAAAAUUCUGACAUUGAAUCACUAUGAGCAGGUUAUUGUCAGUUAUAGUGUAGCUGUAAUGUACAAACUGUCAUUGUAUGUUAUUCCCUUAUGUGAGCCUAAUACAGGCCUUAUAGAAUAAAACAUGUUGUAUUUUUGUAUUACAGUAAUUUGCUAUCUGUUUACAUUUGGUAUGAUUUGAGAAACAUCUUAAUGUGUGUGUUUUAUAAGUCUCUGAUUCGAUCAAGAUCCCUCCCUUGUGCCUCUUUUAUAAGUAGAGCAUCGAUGUGCUUGAGUACAUGGGUCUGUGCUAUUGGUAGUUGUUUCUGGGUGUUUGUUUAUUGUUACUUAAUUAAAGAUAGACUGCCAUGUAGAUCCACUUUGUCUGAACAUUGCAACCAGAGGCAACAUACUGUGAUAGUGGCUGGUACUCUGAGACAAGCGUGUACUUGCGUCAAAUUGUUCCCUUCAAAGUGACAAUGGACUGAGAUCUUUGGGUUAAAAAAAAGUGUGUAUAGCAAAUCUUGGCAUCUGUGGGCAUGAACAAUGCCUUCUUAAGUAGCCAACAACACUCAGUGCCAUGAAAACACACAUUCACUGUAUCUAUUCUACAUGAACAUGCACUAUAAAUGGAUUUCCUUGGUGGACCAAAAGAAAUAGAGCACUUUUGUUUGAAAAGGGUUUUUUCUUUGAUCUUUCUAUGUUGUGAUAAUGCAGAUGUCCUUUUAUUUGAUGUGUCCUAGAACGAUGUGAUUAGCAUUGUUUAGAUUAUGUCAAUGUCUGUCUACCUCAGGGCCAGAUCAAAGCUCGACCUGGUGUCCAAUCAGGGUUGUUCUUCUUGCCAUGCGUGCAGUAAAAUCCCUCUUCAUUACAGCUUUGUAACACAGUGUGUGAAAGUGUUUUUUCUCAGUGUGGAUUCAGGCACAACUCUGUAUGCGUCAGUGUUCGGUGGCAUGGUUAAAAAAAGAAUAAAACAAGUUACUAUUUUAUGCA